This is a messenger RNA of Arctia plantaginis, 486 nucleotides long. The record is from the annotation of a GenBank genome assembly. NCBI's taxonomy places the organism in Eukaryota, Metazoa, Arthropoda, Insecta, Lepidoptera, Erebidae.
AUGGCUACUGUAUCAAGUGCGCCGGCGCCUGGGAUGCACCAGAUUGAUUUAUCCAAGCUUAGUAUACAACAGUUGCUUCAACUCAAAACUCAAUUGGAUCAAGAAAUAAAUGUAUUCCAAGAUUCCUUGCAGACACUAAAGAUAGCUCAAGGCAAGUUUAUGGAAUCUGGGGAAUGUGUUGAGAAGAUGACACCAGAAGCAAAGGGUAAAACUAUAUUAGUACCAUUAACAGGAUCCAUGUAUGUACCUGGCACAAUAUCAGACACGGACAAUGUACUCAUUGAUAUUGGAACUGGAUAUUAUGCACAAAAAGAUGCUGCUGGUGCUAAAGAUUACUUCAAGAGGAAAGUAGCAUUUGUAACAGAGCAAAUAGAAAAGAUCAAAAUGCUGGGUAUGGAGAAGUCUAAAGUUCAUAAAGCCAUCUGUAUGAUGCUUGAGAUGAAAGUACAAGCACAGAGGCAAUCUGCCAAACCCUCAACAUCAUAG